Puntigrus tetrazona (Sumatra barb) is the source of this 1075-nucleotide messenger RNA. Its product is annotated as cornifelin homolog B-like. Lineage: Eukaryota; Metazoa; Chordata; Actinopteri; Cypriniformes; Cyprinidae. The transcript has 4 exons. Bases 148 to 528 code for a protein of 126 amino acids. The record is from RefSeq and is a predicted model, not a curated record.
CACGUGUAUGAGUGUGGAUCUGCGUCUAGACAUUCCCGACUUCUUCCCUCCCCCUCCAAAUAAAAGACAGCAUCCUGCUCUCAAGUGUCAGUCACUUGCUCAACUUGCCUCUCUCUCCCAGAGUUCUUGAAUCUGAAAAAAUUCAUCAUGGCAGCCAAGAUGGUGAUUCAACAGCCCAAGCCUUUGGUAGUGGCUGCUGCAUCAGACCAGUGGACCACCAGCAUCUGCGAAUGCGACAACGUCAACGAAUGUUGUUUCUCUGUGUGGUGUUUCCCGUGCUUUGCCUGCAUUACAGCCAGAGACCACGGAGAAUGUCUCUGUCUCCCUCUCCUGGACAGCUGCGGGUGUAUUCCCCCAAUCACUCUCUCCAUGAGGGUGUCCACGCGCAGACGUUACGGCAUCACGGACUCUAUCUGCAAUGACUGUGUGUACUCUUUCUUCUGCGGCCCGUGCUCAUGGUGUCAGAUCAGACGAGAGAUGAAGGCAAGACUCCAUCCUGUCACUCUGUUUAACAACAGGCCUACCUAAAGAUCGCCAUCGCACCUUCAUUAUCCUUAGCACACUUUGUCCUUAUCGGAUCACGUCCAAAAAAAACAAAGACUUGCUUGUUCUGCGGUUGUAAUCACAGUUUUCGAUCUUCCUCCCACACACACUGACCUGAGAUCAGCCCCUCGGCAUCGCACUGUAGAGGAAUGUGUUUUACAUAUUAAUGGUGUUCAGCUUUAAUCCAGGAAGUGAAGAAUGGAUCCUCCUGAGAAAUACUCAGAUUUGGGAUUUUAAUGUUGAAACGUGGUUAGUCUAACUAAUUUUAUUAUAGAUUGUUUUAAUUUGCUUUAGUUUUCAGAGACAGCAUAUUCUUUCCCAUGUAUCUCACAUUCUGUAUCUUAUAUAUAAAAUGUUAAGCAUAAUAUGAUUGCAGUUAGAAAGUUGUUAUAUUGAGCCAUUGAUAUGUGAGACUGGAGGUUUGAUAUUACUAAAAAAUGUUUCAGUGUGUGUUUUUGCAGGCCUGUAAAUGAUUGAAUGUAGAAAAUAUACAAAUACGUUGGGACUCUCAAUAAAGCUGAUCAAAAACAUA